AUGAUUGUCAUGGCCAGCGUCAUCGGGUUCCCGCUACCGUUUGCACUCGUGGUGGGGAUUCCGGUGUGGUUCGCCGCUCUCAUCAUUUGCUUCGCGUGCUGCUUUGGUCGUGCUUUGAAGCAAGACACGCAGCUCGUCCGCGAGUUGGUCAACUACGUUGUCGUUUUGAUCUGUCAAGUGCUGCUCACGUUCGUCUACCCAGCAUAUCUCUACGGGUUCAUGCAUGUCGGACCGUCGAGUCAAAAGCUCUACGUUAUUCUCCUCCCCGUCAUUAAAAUCAUCGCCAAAAACUGGAUCUCCUACUUUCUCGACAGGAAAUUCGAUCUGAUGCCGCAGAACAUGAUUUUCAACGUGGACGUCUUCAACGCGCUGUACGUCUCAAGCUCGGUUCAAAACUCCAGCUCUAUCACCACAGUGCUCGAAAUGAUCGCACUAGACGCCUUCCUAGGGUGUACGUCGAUUUGGGAUAUCAGCAACCUAAUGCGAGACAUCGUCGCUCUGCAGCAUAAAAUACCCCAUGGCCACCCCCUUCGCUCCGCCAAGUUCAUCGACGUAGCAUUGCAAAUUGUCCAAGAAGCUCCGCAGACAGCCGCUCUUCUACUUCAGCACAGAUAUACAUUUCUCUUCAUGGCAUUCAAACCCAGACGCACUACUGAUUCAAUGCCGACGGAUGCAACUACCAGACGAAUAUUCCCGGAGCGUCGGAAAUUCGUCCAACGGACGGCUCAAGUGUUGUUCGUCGCGGAGUUUGUCAUCCUCGUGGAGUACACGGAAGUCAUCGUCCCGUUCAUCUUCUGUAAGUAUACGACCUCCAUGUAUUAUCUUCCGAAUCGCGACUACUACGCCCAGAUAAAAGCCCUUGAUAGUGAAGGCCUUGACAGCAUGCUCAGCAGUGUGGCAAUGUUCGGUGCUGUAGAAUUUCUAUCACUUCUCAUCAUAGAUUGUGGCGGAAGUUUGCCGAGCGGAAUGCGUCCUCAACUCAAAGAAUCGGGUCGUUGA
This is a messenger RNA of Phytophthora sojae, 999 nucleotides long. RefSeq lists its product as hypothetical. The coding region runs from base 1 to 999 and encodes 332 amino acids. The record is from RefSeq and is a predicted model, not a curated record. The transcript is spliced from 3 exons. NCBI's taxonomy places the organism in Eukaryota, Oomycota, Peronosporomycetes, Peronosporales, Peronosporaceae.